AUGUAUCGGAAGUUGUCUAAGUUAGAACACUCGGAAAUAAAACAACUUCUUACAGAAGCUAAUAUAGAUGUUGCAAAGCAUUACACAACAAACAAAAAGGCACUCGCUGACAUCCUCAAUGACUAUAAUGGUGAAAUAACUUAUGAUAGAAUUCAUGAGUUCAUAAAGCCGCAACGCGGCGAGGACGAAGUCCAUGCAAUAGCAUUUCCUUUAAAUGACAUUGCUAUUGACUUAUAUCAUAGACGUUCAAUACCUCAUGAAGUAAGAAGAGAAAUGUUUGACAUAACAAAUGCGAACGUUGGUCAUACUCGUAAAGCUCUUUCGCAUGAUGUUCGUCAAGAGAUGUUUGACAUAACAAAGCCGCAUGACGGCGCGGGCGUAGCCCAUGCGAACGUUGGUGAAACAAGAAGAAGAGACGACACACUGAAACAACAGAGAAGAGAGAUGUUUAAGAGCGCUAUAGAACAAGUUCGCAAAGCUAACGAUGUCAUUCGUUCCAUUGACGACAAACCAAAAGAAGGUGAGAGAUGGUUAAAGAAAGAUGAAGAGAAUAGGAAGAGAAAUGUGAAGUCAGGCAAUAGACUCAUUGACUUUAACAUCGAAGCUUUAGAUGAACCAAACAGAGACUACUUACACAAACAUUUCGGUAAGGUUUUCAUGAGACUCUUAGAGAAAAUUAAAAUAAACUCACAACAGAGAUGGAUGGUAUGUUAUAAACUUGGUGGAAAGUAUGAAUGUUCUACGUUAAACCUCAAUAAUAUUGGAACAUUACUACAUCAGCUCUUGAAGGAGAACUUUAUAUCAGAGAUAGAAGCAAAUGCCGCAGGUAUUGUUGAAAUGCACUAUGACUUCUUCUUGACAAACAUAAAGAAUCUUACCGAAAUAAAGAUGUAUGAUUUAACAGAAUAUGAAGGCUUAACGAUGUCAGAUGUAAAGAAAGGCAAACCAAAAAAGAGACCAUAUAGAGAUGAAAGCACACUGACAAAUGACCAGAAAGCCAUUUUGGAAGCUCUUAAGCAAACAGGAAACCCAGCACUUAUAGAAAGCUUUUGGAAAGAUAAUGGUGAAAAGAAGUUUUAUAAGAAGAGAAGCGGUCAGUUCUGGAAGUAUCUUUGCACAUUACCUAUAAAUCUUGAACGCUACC
This is a messenger RNA of Trichomonas vaginalis G3, 1144 nucleotides long. Its product is annotated as organellar and viral DNA polymerase type B. The annotation marks the transcript as partial. Lineage: Eukaryota; Parabasalia; Trichomonadida; Trichomonadidae. The transcript has a single exon. The record is from RefSeq and is a predicted model, not a curated record.